Molecule: messenger RNA, 3909 nt
Organism: Alligator mississippiensis (American alligator)
Lineage: Eukaryota; Metazoa; Chordata; Crocodylia; Alligatoridae
Gene: BAG6
Product: BAG cochaperone 6
Exons: 26
Coding region: 123-3572 (1149 amino acids)
Cellular component (GO): BAT3 complex
Molecular function (GO): misfolded protein binding; polyubiquitin modification-dependent protein binding
Source: RefSeq, a predicted model, not a curated record
UGACGUCCUGGGCAGGAAAGGGGGCGUGGCCAGGUGUCUGUUGGGCCUCUCCCCUUCCUUUCCCCCCCUCCCAGCCCUAGGAGCUCUCGGCAGGAGGUGGGUGAGGACGCUGGCCGGGCACCAUGGCGGAGCCCGAGCCCCUUGAAGUGAUGGUGAAGACGCUCGACUCCCAGACCCGGACGUUUACGGUGGCAGCCGAGUUCACGGUGAAGGAGUUCAAGGAGCAUAUUGCAGGCGCCGUCAACAUCCCGGCAGAGAAGCAGCGUCUCAUCUACCAGGGCCGGGUCUUGCAAGAUGACAAGAAGCUGAAAGAAUAUAAUGUGGGGGGCAAGGUGAUUCACUUGGUAGAGAGAGCCCCCCCCCAGGCCCAGUCGCCAGGCUCAGGGGGCCCAUCGGGUCUGGGUGGGACUUCUGCCCCCCACAACGGAGGGAGUGGAGCCCGGGGCCCUGGUCCCACCCCCCACGACCGCAACGCCAACAGCUAUGUCAUGGUGGGCACCUUCAACCUUCCCGUCAGCAUCAUGGACCCCCCACCACCCACCCCGAUGGAUGGCUCCUCUGUGGACGUUCACAUUAACAUGGAUCAGGCUCCUAUCCAGAGUGAGCCCCGUGUGCGCCUGGUGAUGGCUCAGCACAUGCUGCGAGAUGUCCAAGGCCUGCUUAGCCGGCUGGAGGGCAGCACAAAUGGACAGGCCCCACUCCCGCCAGACAGCUCUGCCCCCUCCGAGCAGACCCCACCCCCUGCCCCCGAGGAGCGGGAACCAAUGGAGGCGGCCAACUCGGAACCCCCCAGCCAGGAGGCUCCUCCGCCUGGGCCCGAGGGCCCCCCUUCUGCUGAGAGCACCCCCAACCACCCGGCACCAGGGGAGCUGGUGGAGGUUCUCCUGGAGCUGCAGCGGGUCCAGGGCCAGCUCCAGCCCUUCCUGCAGCGCUACCAGGCUGUCCUGGGCUCAGCCAGCACAGCAGACUACAACAACAACACGGAGGGGCGUGAGGAGGACCAGCGCGUCAUCAACCUGGUGGGCGAGAGCCUGCGGCUGCUGGGGAACAUCUUUGUGGCCCUCUCGGACUUGCGCUGCAACCUGGCCUGCAACACCCCCCGCCACCUGCAUGUGGUACGGCCCAUGGCCCACUACACCGCCCCCAUGGUGCUGCAGCAGGCUGCCAUCCCCAUCCAGAUCAAUGUUGGCACCACGAUGACCAUGACGGGCAAUGGGGCGCGGGCAGCCCCGCCCAGCACUGAAGGGGCCCCACCUGCCGCCCCACCCCCUGCCACGGUCCUGGGCGAUGCCCCUGAGGGCCAAGGUCCCGCCCCUGGCUCUGGCCCCACCCCCACUCAGAGCCAGGCCUCCCAGACCAGCCAUCCCCGCGUCAUCCGUAUCUCGCACCAGACCGUGGAGCCUGUGGUCAUGAUGCACAUGAACAUCCAGGACUCUGGGUUACAGGUGGCAGGAGGUGGCUCAGGGGGCACUGGGGUCCCUGGUACUCCCGGCUCAGCUGGACAUGGGCAAGGAAUGGGGGGCUCCACGCCGCUACAGAUGCCCAGCCUGCCCCCGGAGUUCAUGCAGGCCAUGGCUCACCAGAUCACCCAGCAGGCCAUGGCAGCAGCUGCCUCUGCUGCCACAGGUCAGCAAGUUCCUGGCUUCCAGACAGCCCCAACCCGUGUAGUAAUUGCCCGGCCCUCAGCACCCUCUGCCCGGCCUGUCCCCCCUGGUGCCCCCCAGCCUGCAGGCCAAGGGGUACCUGGCCCAGGGGCCAAUGCCUCGCUGGCUCAGAUGAUCAGCGGCCUCGUAGGCCAGCUCUUGAUGCAGCCUGUUCUUGUAGCCCAGGGCGGCAGCUCGUCUUCAGCCUCGACUUCUUCUUCCUCCUCCUCUUCCUCCACUUCCACCUCUUCCUGCUCCUCCACUUCUGGCCCCUUUGGGGGGGCCCCAGUUUCCCCCCCAACAGCCUCAGCCAGCGCUGGCACUACCAACACAGCCACCACAGCUGCUGGGGGCAGUGCCAGCCCCACACCCAGCCCUGCCUCUGGCCCAGCCCCAGCUCCACCCCCUCCAGCCAGUGAUGACCUCCAGCUCCCGCAGCUGCUGGGCACCCUCCUGGGGAGUGGGGUGGGGGCUGGCCCCACUGGGGCCCCGCCCACCAUCACUGUGGCAAUGCCGGGUGUACCUGCAUUCCUACAGGGCAUGACAGACUUCCUACAGGCUGCCCAGCUGGGCUCUGUCCCUCAGGAGCCGGCCCCGCCCCCACCCCUGCCACCUGUGGCCUCCUCUCCACCCCCACCAGCGGCCAGCCCGCCACCACCACGGGGCGGAGCUGGAGGGCGGGGCCGGCCGGCCGAGACCCUGCCCCCCGAGUUCUUCACCAGUGUGGUGCAGGGGGUGCUGGCCUCCCUGAUGGGCUCGCUGGGCGCCGCACAGGGCAGCACCGAGAGCAUCGCUGACUUCAUCCAGCGCCUUAGUGGCUCCAGCAACCUCUUCGAGCUAGGAGCCGAGGGCGCCAUCGGCUUCUUCGGGGACCUGCUGUCGCUGAUCUGCCACAACUUCACCAUGGUGGACAUGGUGAUGCUGCUUCAUGGGCAGUUCCAGCCGCUGCAGCGCAUCCAGCCCCAGCUCCGGCGCUUCUUCCACGAGGAGUAUCUGCACGGGCGCGAGCCCAGCGACCGCAACCUCCGUGCAGCCACCUACAACCUCAUCAGUGGGCUGGAAGACUACGUCCGUGAAAGCUUUGCGGCGGUGCGGGUUCGCGAGGGCGUGGACAUCACCCGCACCAACCUAGACUUCCUGCAGGAGCAGUUCCAGCGCAUUGCCACCCACAUCCUGCGCUGCACUGAUAGCUCUUUUGGGUCCCGGCUGCUGGAGCUGUGCAACCAGGGGCUAUUUGAGUGCCUGGCACUGAACCUGUACUGCCUGCGCGGGGAGCAGGCUGCCCUCACCGCUGUCAUCAACGACCGCAUUCGGCGGCUGUCAGCAGAUGUGACGCCCUCACUGGUGAGCUGGCUGACAACCAUGAUGGGCAUGCGGCUGCAGGUCAUCCUGGACCACAUGCCCGUCACCUCCGAGCAGGUGCUGCCCUACGUCCGCUGCCAUGGUGACCCCCGCCCGCCAGCACCCGAGGAGCCCAUGGAGCUGGAGGCUGAGCAGCCACCUGAGGCUGCCCAGCGGGACAGUGCGGGCUCCCCAGCCCCAGCCACGACAGCAGAAGAGGCGCUGGCCCCACGCCCUGAGCCUCCCCCCGACCCCCCCGGCCAGGCCCCCCCAGCCUCUGAGCCCGAGGCCUGGGCUGCGGCUGUACCCCCGGAGUGGGUGCCCAUCAUCCGACAAGACAUCCAGGCCCAGCGCAAGGGGAAACAGCAGCCACCGCUCAGCGAUGCCUACCUUACUGGCAUGCCCGCCAAGCGCCGCAAGACCAUGCAGGGUGAUGGGCCGCAGCUGCUGCUGGCCGAGGCUGUGUCCCGUGCUGCCCGUGCCACCGGUGUCCAGACCUCAAGUCCUGAAGAGUUACGCCGUGAUCUGGCCCAGCCCCCGCUGCAGGAGGCCUAUCGUCGCCAGCUGGCCGGGUCGGAAGGGACCUGAGCAGAUCAUCACGUCCGACCCCCUGCCAAGGGCAGGAAUGGAUGCUGGGGUCAAAUGACCCCGGCCAGGUGUUCAUCCAGCCUCCUUUUGAAGACCCCCAGGGUGGGUAGAAGCCAGCACCACUUCCCUUGGAAGUUGGUUCCAGAUGCUAACCGCCCUGACAGUGAAGUAGCGCCUCCUGAUACUUAUCUAGGGAUAUAGCUUACUGUCAUGUAGAAGCAUAACAAAAGGCUAUCAAGCCAUACUGUUUGCUCUGGCUUCUUCUUUGACACUUCUCUAACCCAUGCCCUUCCCCAUGCCUACCCUCUUUAACCAAUAAAGUUCUCCACUCUAACAA